Messenger RNA from Amblyraja radiata (thorny skate), 3906 nucleotides. Its product is annotated as zinc finger protein OZF-like. Gene Ontology annotation, molecular function: RNA polymerase II cis-regulatory region sequence-specific DNA binding; DNA-binding transcription factor activity, RNA polymerase II-specific. The record is from RefSeq and is a predicted model, not a curated record. NCBI's taxonomy places the organism in Eukaryota, Metazoa, Chordata, Chondrichthyes, Rajiformes, Rajidae. Gene Ontology annotation, biological process: regulation of transcription by RNA polymerase II. The transcript is spliced from 3 exons. Bases 274 to 1722 code for a protein of 482 amino acids.
CAGCUGGAGGCGGCGCGCGGGCCCGAGACAGUUGACGGUUUGCUUGGCGGUUUGGUCUGGUCUCCCGCCGUUUCCGGUCGGGGUUGGCACGGACCAGCGAAGCGCCGGUGCGGUGGCGAUCGGGGCGGGGCUUGUGCGCAGACGCGGGGCGCGGCCCGUGUUCGUCAAGUCGGGCGCAGGACACCCGGUGGACAAAGGCAGCAGCGUUGUGGAGCCGCCACGGAAGGGGGCAGAAUUUCACCCUGUGAUCUCCAAGAGAGACAGAAGAAGACAAUGGAUCCUGAAAGGCCACCAGAACCUGUUGGUGCGACUCCUGCGGAGAGUAAAGAGGAUCCAAAGAAAGUGGAUUCUGAACAGGCACUGUCAGCAGAACCUGAGCCAGAGUUUGUGGACAUCAAAGGAGAUCAGGAGGUGCAGAACAGGACAAAGGAAGGUGAAAGACCACCCUCAGAGCCACAACCCAAGGCAAUAGAAGAAAAGAAUGUCCAGAGAGGAGACUCCAACGAAUCAUCUAAACAAGAUCCGUCAGAGUCGCUUCACUCUUCAGCAUCAGGGUAUCAUCGUCCAUUGAACGUGGAAGGAGAAAUGUUUGUUUGUUCUGUAUGUGGAAAACGAUUUAAAACAUUAGUGUGGAUGGAAAAGCACCGAGAUACACACACGAGAGGACGAGUGUUCCAGUGCUCUGACUGUGGAAAGAGUUUUACCCAGUUGCAUAGCCUGAGAAAUCACUGCAACAUUCACAGCCAUGAGAAACCAUACACCUGCUCUAUAUGUGACCGGACGUUCAGUGGGUCAGAUAGCUUGAUGAUGCACAAGUGCAAUGAUACAGGCGAGCAACCCUAUAAAUGUGGUGUCUGUGGGAAGGGGUUCAGUUAUCCAUCAAAGCUGGAGACCCACUGGCGCAGUCACACAGGGGAGAGGCCCUUUAGUUGCUCAGUGUGUGGAAAGAGAUUCACUCAGACAUCCAACCUCCUGACUCACCAGCGCAUUCACUCUGGUGAGAGACCUUUCACCUGCUCGGUGUGUGGAAAGGGAUUCACUGGUUCGUCCAACCUGCAGAUACACCAGCGAACUCACACGGGAGAGAGGCCGUUCAAUUGCUCCCUGUGUGGGAAGGAAUUUACUCAAGCGUCCAGUUUGCUUACCCACCAGCGCAUUCACACCGGGGAGCGGCCAUUCACCUGCUCCAUGUGUGGUAAGGGAUUCACUCGAUCCUCACACCUUCUGACCCACCAGCGCAUUCACACUGGGGAGAGGCCCUUCACCUGCUCUUUGUGUGGGAAGGGAUUCACUCGGUCAUCGCAUCUGGUAACGCACAGGCGGGUUCACACUGAUGACCGGCCAUUUAAAUGCUCUGAGUGUGGAAAGACAUUCAAGGGCUCUGAAGAACUUAUGAAACACCAACGGAUUCACACUGAUGAAAGACCUUGUGGUUGUACCCUCUGCGGGAAGAGGUUCAGGCAGCUGUCGCACUUACUUACUCACCAGCGAGUUCACACUGGGGAGAGACCAUUCAGCUGUUCCAUAUGUGGGAAAGAAUUUACUCAGUCCUCCCAUCUUCUAAGGCACCAGCGACUUCACAGUGGGGAGAGGCCUUUUAUCUGCUCCACGUGUGGUAAGGACUUCACGCAGUGGGCUGAUUUGCUGACACAUCAGUGCACGGCCACCAAUCAGGCACAGCCAAACACAGAACCUAUGGUCUUACUUCAGUUCCAGGUAUAACUUUGUUCAUUUUCGGCAUGGUCAAGAUUGUUUGAAGAACCCAGAUGUGCUGAAAGUCACCAUAUGAAUGCAAUUAUUUUGUUCAGAUCCAACAAGUUGUAUUUCUGCAGUGCCUGUGAUGUUUAAUAAGAUUCCAAGUUCCUCAUAUUCAACAAGCACCGAAUAAUUAAGAGAGAGAGAUUAGAAGGCCUCAAAAUAAACUUUUAUUAAGGAGCAUUUUGUUUAAGAUGUGUAGGAUCCCUAUGCCUAAAAGGCAGGGCCCCAGUCAUGGAGCAAAGGAAGGUGGAGCAGAAUCAGGAAUGGAGUAUCCGUAGGAAAAUGUAACAGGAAGAGUAGAGACUGGGGCAGUGUUAGCACUAAUAACAUGAAAUGUUUUAGUUUGGGAAGGCAGUGGAAAUCAAUAAUAAAUGUAGAAUUAAGGAGGAAACUUUUUCAUUCACCACCAUGAGAAUAUCACCAAUCAACGUGAUUUCAGAAGAGGUUAAUCCUAUCAUUCUCGUGUAUGCCCCUCUGUGGGAUGAUGUUUUCCCCGAUUCCUGGCACAGUGUAAAUACAAAUUGUUGGAAGUUCCUGAUGCUAAUUUCUUCAAGAAAGUGAUUCUGAUAACUGAACAAUGCAAUAUACCUCGACUUUCAGGUUGUUGUCAAAGUAACACAUGCAAGGCAUCAUGUAAAGAACGAAACCAUGGGAUUUCCUGACUGACAUUGGGGCUCAUUGGAAGAGUUGUCACGCUGUGAGAAGUUCUGAAUGGGUUCUUCUGAGCUGCAAAUUGGGACCAUUGCUGCUGCUAUUUUCAAUCAAUUAUUUGAUUCAAAGUGUCAGUGCAACAUGGUGGAAUUCCAGAUAACAAUGACCUACACGGUUCAGUCAAAUCCAAGAUGCCAGUUGAGAAAUGGCAGUAAGAAUAGGUGAUAGAUCAUGGAUGAAUGUAUGGGUAGGUAGAAUAUGGAAUUUGGUGAAGACAAGUAACCCAGUAAUGUACAUAUAAUGGAGAAAAUUGUGUUAUAAAAUUAAAGAAAGACUGAAAAUUAAACUCAUUGUGUCCAACAAAAGCACAAUAGAUGCCUGUAAGAUGUUGAUCUCCAGAGCCCAAAAGAGGCAAGUGCUCUGUCGGGUCAGACCACACCAUAAGUCCUUUGACCAGUUCUAACUUUGGCAGCACUGAGUUUUUGCUUUAGUGUCAGAUGGCUGCUCUAUGAGGAAAUAAGGAAAAUAGCUUGAGAGUGUGGUGUUUCCAAUCAGGUAGGAAGGAAUCUAAAUAUGUUGAUGUUUUAAAGGACAAGCAGCAUAUGGAUUUGCAGGAUUAACAGAACUUUAGAACAGCAUCAUUCUGGCCAUUGGGGAUGGUUUUGGUUGAUGCCAUUAACUCCUCUAACUGGAUUGAAGAAUUCAUGUACUGGGUAUAGAAUGGAUAAAUCAGUUUUCUUUUGAGCACCGUCCGAUCCUCGAUCUCUCCGGUAAAGCUGAGAAAACAGCGACAAACAAAAGGAGGAACUGCAGCUGUGGUGUCGUGUAUAAUAUAAGCAACUUGUCAGGGGUAAAGGGGAGAGUGAGGUAGGUACUACUGUAAAGGAGGCAGUGCAGAGACUAAUAUGGGCUAUUACUUAGCAGGAGGCUUUGAACGUCCCAUGUGGAAGCUGGCCAGUACAGAUAUCAGUACUAACAUCCAUCCAUGUUGUGAAUGUAUUUGUGGCACAAGAUAACACAAUGUAGAUAAAGGUGAAGGUUUGAGCAGGAGCCAUCAAUUCAAUGCAAUUGAAGAAGGAUCAAUGGAUUGAUGUUAACAAUAACAGCCUAGUAUGGAAGCAGUAUGUCUGGUUUCUGUUACAAAUAUCUUGGAAAAAGUGUAACUGUUGUGCAAGUUUUUUUAUUGUCGACUGGUAAGACAUGAAAUCUAUUACUUUCCAGUCAUGAUGUAGCAUAUUCUGUACCUCACUGUCAGCUGGUGCAGUAGCAUAUAAAAGGAUCCCAUGACAAUAUCUUGGGAUUGAAUGUUCAGACCAAGCCACCGGAUAUUGCAUAGAAACUAUUUGUAAAUAUGAACUGUUUUUAGUAGUUUUGUACACAGUGCUGACGGCUCGCUUGAGAUGGAAGUUCACAUGCUCCAAUGGAUAUCCUGUUUGUAAGCAUUUAGGCAUAUAGAUUGCUUGUACUUUGUCUAUUCAAUAAACCAAGUUGAUUUAA